AUGCGCGUGCCGCAACCAACAGCAACUCGGUACUCGCCAGCCAUAGAUCCCGCAUAUGAUGACUUCGCCGAUAGCGAUGACGACAGUGUCCUGAGCUUCCCCUCCUCGUAUGACCCAGCAGGACCCUCCAAUAACCGUUCUUCUCGCCUGAGUAACGCUGUUUCUGCCAAGGGCAAGCUCCCCAAAGGUAAAAUGGAGUCUGUCGAAACUCCGAACUCACCAGUUAUGAACGCUGCAUUCGGCUUCACCGAUUCCGAUGACGACAGCGUCUCGGGCCUCCCUGCAUUGAUCGAGUUCGGGGGCCCCUCCACUCAGUUCUCGCCAAUCCCCUUCAAGUCUAUAUUCGCCAAGGGCGGCAGUCUCACCGACGAAAUGAAGCGUGUGGACAAAGCGAUUCAUAUCGCAGGCCUCGGAGAUCCUGCAAAGAACUGGACUUCCUCACCAGGUUUUGACGAACGUCUGGAACGGUUCCAAGUACUUUCUAAGAGUCCCUGCGAAGCGGAGUUUGACAAGCAGCGUAGGGGCGACAUCAAGGGAGCAUGCGACAACAGCAAGACCACUGAAAAGUCGAUUUCUUCUAAGAAACAGGAUGGAGCUUCAGUCAAGAAGGGAACUUCAACCAAGAAGAAGUGGUCUACUGUCAAGCUUGUUCCAUCUGUUACCUUGGGCUUACCAGUCACGCACACCGAAGAGUCCGCUACGACUGCUCCUUCGGCAGAUGCCAACGCGACGCCCAAAUCCAAAUGGACAUGGGUCGAUGGCAAGGGCGCCAUGAUGUCUUGGGUACCCGAUCGAGUCCUUGCUCCCGCCGAUCAUGUCCCGCUCAACACUGACAGUCACGCGCAUUCCCAUCGCCAGUAUCCUACUCCUACUACGCAGGAACUGUGCGAGAUGUCGGAACCUGUUUCUUUCGACGAGUUCCAACGUCGGGCUUCUGGAUCUCAGUUCUCUCGAGGUAAACAUGAGCAUGAAGACAUAUACUACCGUCCUAAAUGCAUAGGUGGUUGGAACGGCUGUGAUGGGCAUCCGAAAUGUACCUGUAUGGGCUCUGGACCUACUACCGGAUACGACUUCACCGAUGAAACCCCGAACCCUGGUCAUGCAGAGAAGCCUCGCAAAAUCUUCUACAACACCGGUUUGCACCCAGAGGAUCUUGUCAACCUCCAAGCGUCGCGGAAGAUCGAUUACUUCCUGGAGUUCACCAAUAAUGAGCUCAUCUGCAAGGAAGCCUCUCUAUUCCUCCGCAUGUGCGGUGCGAAUGUCAAGGUCGCUGUUACCAUGUAUCACAACUUCGGUGGACUUGAGUCUGCCAAGCGGGUGUUGGCAGCCUGGUCCUCUGUUCCGGGUAAUGAAAAAGUAGUCAAGGGUCCCAAGUUACGUGACUAUCCUUUUUUCGAGAGCCGGCUUGAUACAUCAUCUUCCGACGAUGACUACAGCACUGUUCCCGACCUUGAGUCCAUUACACACAAGAGCCCUGUCGAUGACGACCGCCAUGAUGCUGUCAAGAGCCCCGAGCCCAAGGCCCCAGUCUUGUCAACCUACACUGUCACCUAUUGGGCCACCAUCGAAUCUGGCGAUGAAUCAGCCCAUAUUCCCAUCGAGAGCAACAACGUUACCGGCGCAGAGAAGGCCAUUAUCGAGGGUAACAACGGCAUGAAGAAGGUUUGGAAGUGGGUACAUGAGAAGGGAUUCAUCGGCAAAGUUGGUCUCCAGGAUGCUUUUGAUCUGGCGCAGGAUAUGCAUGGCCGUGAUGAACCUGCGCAGGUCUUUGACAAGGAUGAACUCAUGAAGUUUUCCGACGAAGACUUUUACGCGAAGUUCUCUGGCGUCGAGGAUCAUGGAUAUUUCAAAAAGGCUAAGAGCAGGUGCGGUAGUGAGCGGGAUGGGUGGGGUGAGCCGCAUGAGCAGGGAACGUGUUCCAAUAUUCCGUGGCCCUUUGUUCCGCCGCGCAGUCGGUCUUCUGUUUCGUCGCGUAGUUGGUCUCCCCCGUCGCCGGAAAGGUGUCCCAUUCCCAAGAAGUGCUCGGUUCCCAAGAAGAGCCCGGUUCCCUGGGAGGGACCCUGGGAGACUCACUGGGCGACUCCGGUUCCCAGCGAACCGACUCUCUCGGGAUGGGAUGUUAGAACUGGAAACUUCGCUGCUUACUAG
This is a messenger RNA of Pyrenophora tritici-repentis Pt-1C-BFP, 2148 nucleotides long. RefSeq lists its product as uncharacterized. The record is from RefSeq and is a predicted model, not a curated record. Lineage: Eukaryota; Fungi; Ascomycota; Dothideomycetes; Pleosporales; Pleosporaceae.